Molecule: messenger RNA, 1535 nt
Organism: Trifolium pratense (red clover)
Lineage: Eukaryota; Viridiplantae; Streptophyta; Magnoliopsida; Fabales; Fabaceae
Product: UPF0496 protein At2g18630-like
Exons: 2
Coding region: 226-1353 (375 amino acids)
Source: RefSeq, a predicted model, not a curated record
AUUUUUCCUUAAUCUUAACAUCUUGGAAGUUUCCACAACCAUGUAAUGAAGACCCAUUCUUUGAUUUGGUCUCUCGUUUCCUUGCUUUGACUUUUACUCUCUCACUCUGCAAUCUUGCAAGCCAAAGGAAGGAUCCAAGUGAGUAACACCAUCAUUUUCUCACACUUCAGCUCAAACCCAUCAAACCCAGGGUUUUUGAAAUUGGAUCUGAUUUGAGCUAUCAAGAUGGGAGGACAAUCUAGCAAGAUGAUGGUUGAUGCUAAUGAUUGCACAAAAAUGGGUGCCCAUUCUGUUUAUGCAGCUGAUUUGAGCUCAUAUGAAGCUGCAUGUGUUAAAGAUCCAAACUUGCAAAGUUUUGAUGAGUCCAUUAAAGAGAGUACUAAUAGGGUUAUUAGUUCUCUUGCUAAUGGUGUCGAGGUUAGGUCUUUAUCUUUCGAUUCGUUAAGAGAAGUUACUGAUAGUUUGCUUGAGAUGAACCAUGAAGUAGUUAAAGUGAUUUUGGAUUGUAAAAGAGAUAUAUGGGGUAACAAGGAUUUGUUUGCUUUGGUUAAUGAUUAUUUUGAUAAUAGUCUUCAAACAUUGGAGUUUUGUAAUUCACUUGAGAAAUGUUUGAGACGGGCGCGUGAGAAUCAAGUGAUGGUUAAGUCGGUAAUUACUUACUUUGAAGAAGAGGUGCAAAAUGGGCUUGAAGGAGGGACUUGUGUGAAGACGUUGCAAGAGCUUAAGAAUUUUAAGGAUGCCGGUGACCCUUUUACAGAGGAGUUUUAUUUGUUGUUUCAAUCUGUUUAUACGCAGCAGGCAACCAUGUUGAAGAAAUUGCAAAUCAGAAAGAGAAAGCUUGAUAAGAAAUUGAAAUCUCUCAAGUCGUGGAAGAGGGUGUCGAAUGCGAUUUUUUUGGCUGCUUUUGUUUCUGUGUUGAUUUUCUCAGUGGUAGCAGCUUCUAUUGCUGCACCACCGGUUGUAACAGCUUUGGCUGCGGCGUUGGUUGUUCCAUUAGGGUCAGUUGGAAAAUGGUGUAACUCACUUUUUAAGGGCUAUGAGAAGGCUAUUAAGGGACAAAUGGAAGUAGUUAGCUCAAUGCAGCUUGGUACUUACAUUUCAUUGAAGGACUUGGACAACAUUCGAGUGCUUACAAACAAAUUGGAAGUACAGCUUGAAUCUUUAUUGCAGAAUGCUGAUUUUGCGCUUAAAAAUGAGGAUGUGAUUAAGCUUGCAAUUGAUGAGAUUAAGAAGAAUAUAGAAACUUUUUCAGAGACAUUGGAGACUCUAAGUUCAAAUGCUGAUAAAUGCAGUCGACAGAUACGAAAAGCAAGGACAGUGGUUAUACAAAAUAUAAUCAAAAGACCUGGUUGAGAUGAGGUCCCUUUGCAUUGUUUUAUUGAUUAUUGUUUUCUCUUGAUGCCAAGGCUACAAAGUGGGAAGUAUGAUUCACACCAAAUCAUUACUCAAUAAGAUGCCUUUUAUAAAGAGAAAUGAAGAUCUUACUUGUGUAGAACAUUUAUAUAUUUAUAGAUAUAAUGUAACCCUUAUGUAUA